Molecule: messenger RNA, 615 nt
Organism: Cutaneotrichosporon oleaginosum
Lineage: Eukaryota; Fungi; Basidiomycota; Tremellomycetes; Trichosporonales; Trichosporonaceae
Cellular component (GO): mitochondrion
Molecular function (GO): flavin-dependent sulfhydryl oxidase activity; flavin adenine dinucleotide binding
Source: RefSeq, a predicted model, not a curated record
GUGGGAGUGGGAGUGGGAGUGGGAGUGGGAGUGGGGGGUGGCCGGGCAAGGUGCUCAAUUCUGAGCACGGAGCGGAGGGUCAGGAACACGAUGGGACUGACAAUGGCGACAAGGAUGGCGUCGCCGACGCCGCGGGCCCGGCAUACAGCAUCCCGCAGGACGUUGUUUCCGGGGCGGUGAUUAUGCCGCAUCUCGGCAACGCGACGGCCAAAGCCGAGCUUGGGCGCGCGGCGUGGCGCGUGCUGCAUCUCAUGACGUUGCGGUAUCCCGAGAACCCCACGCCAGACGACCGCGCAGCGCUCAAGUCCUUCUUCUACCUCUUCUCGCGGCUGUACCCGUGCGGCGAGUGUGCCGAGCACUUCCAGAAGAUGCUCAAGACGUAUCCGCCGCAGACGUCGUCGCGUAAGGCCGCGUCGAUGUGGUUGUGUUCGGUGCACAACCUUGUGAAUGAGCGGCUGCACAAGCCCGAGUUUGACUGCUUGACGCUCAACGAUGUGUAUGAUUGCGGGUGUAAUGACACGAGCAGUGCGGCGCCGCGGGCGGGCGCGACGGCGCGGCUUGGCGCAGGCGCCGAGUCCGAGUGAUCUGUUGUACGCAUGUAUACAUCUCUCAGUG